GAGUCCUUUUCUGAGCACCUUGGUCAUUCUGGUGGAAUUGUGACGGGUGCCGACCUGUUUCGCGCGUCAGGAAAAUUUGAGCUGCUGGAUCGAAUCCUGCCCAAGCUGAGAGCCACCAAACACAAAGUGCUGCUUUUCUGUCAGAUGACCACCCUCAUGACCAUCAUGGAGGACUACUUUGCGUACCGCAAUUUCAAAUACCUACGUCUGGACGGAACCACCAAAGCGGAGGACCGAGGCAUGCUGCUGAAGACGUUCAACGAGCCGGCUUCUGAGUACUUUGUGUUCCUGCUCAGCACCCGAGCAGGAGGUCUGGGCCUGAACCUGCAGUCUGCUGAUACGGUCAUCAUCUUCGACAGCGACUGGAACCCUCACCAGGACCUGCAGGCUCAGGACAGAGCCCACCGGAUUGGUCAACAGAACGAGGUGCGAGUGCUCCGCCUCUGCACCGUCAACAGCGUGGAGGAGAAGAUCCUGGCAGCAGCCAAAUACAAACUGAACGUGGACCAGAAGGUCAUCCAGGCGGGCAUGUUCGACCAGAAGUCAUCGGGCUUCGAGCGCCGGGCCUUCUUACAGGCCAUUCUGGAGCACGAGGAGCAGGACGAGGAGGAAGAUGAGGUGCCUGACGACGAGACCGUUAAUCAGAUGAUUGCAAGAAGCGAAGAAGAGUUUGAACUGUUCAUGCGUAUGGACCUGGACAGGCGCCGUGAGGAAGCCCGCAACCCAAAGAGGAAACCUCGCCUGAUGGAGGAAGACGAUAUGCCUGGCUGGAUUUUGAAAGAUGACGCUGAGGUCGAGAGACUAACCUGCGAGGAGGAGGAGGAGAAGAUGUUCGGCCGGGGGUCCCGUCAGAGGAAGGAGGUGGACUACAGCGACUCGCUGACUGAAAAGCAGUGGCUCAAGGCCAUAGAGGAAGGUAAUCUGGAGGACAUAGAGGAGGAGGUCCGUCACAAAAAGACAACGCGAAAACGGAAGCGAGACCGUGACCAUGACAGCCCCAUCACGCCCGGCUCCAGCAGCGGCCGUGGACGAGACAAGGACGAGGAUGGGAAGAAGGCAAAGAAACGUGGCCGUCCACCUGCUGAGAAGCUCUCUCCCAACCCCCCAUCCCUCACGAAGAAGAUGAAGAAGACUGUAGAUGCUGUCGUCAAAUAUAAGGAUGGUAACGGUCGACAGCUGAGCGAGGUCUUCAUCCAGCUGCCGUCCCGUAAGGAGCUGCCGGAGUACUAUGAGCUUAUCCGCAAGCCAGUGGACUUCAGGAAGAUCAAAGAGAGGAUCCGCAGCCAUAAGUACCGCAGCCUGAACGACCUGGAGAAGGAUGUGAUGUUGCUCUGUCAGAAUGCCCAGACCUUUAAUCUGGAGGGCUCUCUGAUCUAUGAAGACUCCAUAGUUCUCCAGUCUGUCUUCACCAGCGUGAGGCAGAAGAUCGAGAAGGACGACGAAAGUGAAGGAGAGGAGAGCGAGGAAGAGGAAGAGGAGGUCGACGAAGGCUCAGAGUCUGAAUCUCGCUCAGUGAAGGUGAAGAUCAAACUGAGCCGGAAAGAGAAGGGGGAGCGAGGGGGCAAAGGUCAGAGGCGGCGGGGCCGCGGCUCCCGGGCUAAACCUGUGGUCAGCGACGACGACAGCGAGGAUGAACAGGAGGAGGAACGUUCAGCCAGUGGCAGCGAGGAUGACUGAAGUGAACCGUCUGGAAUCGAACCGACGGCUCUCACAUCUUGACUACAUAUACAUAGAGACAGUGGGAAGGCCCAGUU
This is a messenger RNA of Nematolebias whitei (Rio pearlfish), 1754 nucleotides long. Its product is annotated as transcription activator BRG1. Gene Ontology annotation, molecular function: DNA binding; histone binding; transcription factor binding. Lineage: Eukaryota; Metazoa; Chordata; Actinopteri; Cyprinodontiformes; Rivulidae. Gene Ontology annotation, cellular component: nucleus. Gene Ontology annotation, biological process: positive regulation of transcription by RNA polymerase II. The record is from RefSeq and is a predicted model, not a curated record.